AUGGAAGACGAUGAAAUAAAAAGAAUAGACCUUGAAAUUCGGCGAAUAGAUAAUGAAAUAAGAAAAUUGAAAAACCGUAAAGAUGAAUUGAAUGAACGUAAAGAAAAAAUAAUAAAUGAUGCAGUUCGUCAGAAAAGUAUGGAAUUAUCUAAACGUGAUUGGAAUAAUAGCAAUUUCGCAUGGUCGAAAAAAUUGCAAGCGAAGUUAAAUGAUGUUUUGAAAAUAGAUAAGUUUCGAGAACAUCAGUUGGCGGCUAUAAAUGCAGUAUUAUCAGGAGAAGAUACUAUUUUAGUAAUGCCUACGGGUGGUGGAAAGAGUUUGUGUUAUCAAUUACCAGCGAUAACAAUGAAAGGUCUUACUAUCGUUGUUUCUCCACUGAUAGCAUUGAUCGAAGAUCAAAUACAUGGUCUUAAAAAAGUUAAUGUUAAAGCAGGAAUGUUGACGUCAAAUAAAAAUGAUCUAGUUAAAAUGGCUUGGGAUGCUUUAGACGGUAAAAAUGAUGACGUUAAUUUGUUAUAUAUUACCCCUGAAUUUAUGAAAAAAUCUAAGCGAUUUAUGUCUAAAUUACAAAAAUCGUUUAAUCAAAAACGCGUUAAAUUAUUUGCUAUUGAUGAGGUUCAUUGUUGCAGUACUUGGGGUCAUGAUUUUCGACCAGAUUAUCAAUUUCUUGGCUGUUUAAAAGCUAUGUUUCCAGGUGUUCCAAUCCUAGGAUUAACAGCAACAGCUACCACUAAAAUACUUGAUGAUGUACAAAAAAUGUUAGAUAUUCAAAGUUGUUUGAUACUUCGAGCAUCAUUUAAUCGACCAAAUUUACUAUAUGAAGUUAGAAGAAAACCCAGUGAUAAAGAUAAUUGUUUAAACAUGUUAGUUAAUUUAUUGAAGACAAGAUUUUCUGGUAAAUCCGGAAUUAUUUAUACAACGACAAUAAAAGAUGCUGAAACUUUAACAGCCAGUUUACGUGGACAUGGUCUUAAAUUGGGAUGUUAUCAUGCCAUGCUUGAACCAGAUGUUCGUUCUAAAAUUUAUCAACGUUGGAUUACUGGAGAGUAUCAAGCCGUUGUUGCUACAAUAGCAUUUGGAUUAGGUAUUGACAAACCAGAUGUCAGAUUUGUUAUCCAUCACUGUAUGUCUAAGUCAAUGGAAAAUUAUUAUCAAGAAAGCGGACGUGCUGGUCGUGAUGGUAAAAAAGCAACUUGUAUUGUACUAUUUAGACUCGCAGAUGUUUUUAAACUCAGUACAAUGGUGAUUGGUGAUAAAGUUGGUCUUCAAAAUCUCUAUAAGACUCUUGAGUAUUGUUUAGACGCAAGUACAUGCCGAAGAAGUCUUAUUGCUACGCAUUUUAAUGAAUCAUGGAGUAAAAAAGACUGCAAUGAAAUGUGCGAUCAUUGUACAAAAACUAAAAAGACUGAGACAACUGAUAUAACGGCAUAUUGUAAACACAUAUAUCAAAUAAUUGAUAAAGCCAAUGAAACCGAGAAUAAUUUAACUUUAUUAAAACUUGUUGAUGCUUGGUACAAUAAAGGUACAACAACUCAUCGAGUUUCUAGUGUUCCUACACCAAAGUUUUCACGAGAAACUGCCGAAGCAAUUAUUGCUUAUCUUCUUAUCAAUGGAUAUCUUAAAGAAGAUUUUGUUUUUAAUGCAUACGCCAAUUUAAGUUAUCUUAUCCGAGGUCCUAACUCAACCUUGAUAUCAGAUAACACUCAUAAAAUACUUUUUACUCAUGAUGAAGGACUCAAGCUUUAG
This is a messenger RNA of Microplitis mediator, 1746 nucleotides long. RefSeq names its product ATP-dependent DNA helicase Q1-like. Bases 1 to 1746 code for a protein of 581 amino acids. The transcript has a single exon. NCBI's taxonomy places the organism in Eukaryota, Metazoa, Arthropoda, Insecta, Hymenoptera, Braconidae. The record is from RefSeq and is a predicted model, not a curated record. Gene Ontology annotation, molecular function: nucleic acid binding; ATP binding; 3'-5' DNA helicase activity. Gene Ontology annotation, biological process: double-strand break repair via homologous recombination. Gene Ontology annotation, cellular component: chromosome; cytoplasm.